AUUAGGUCCUUAUAACACUGCUCUUAGGCCUAGGCAAAACGUGUUCAGCUGUAAGCUUUGACCCUUGCAUCGGGCAAGCUUUGACGAUUCCUGACGGUCCUCACCACAGAGGCGACGUCAAGGCAGUGAUCACUUUGCUGCCUCUCAUAGGCGUACAUUGGUCUGGGAGGGCCUUAAUACUCUUGUCGGCGACCGACGGUGAAGCUGCUAUCGAGGAAAGGCGCUAAUAAAGUGGGCCAUCGGAUCCAAGCGCCGAGAUAUCAUACGUAAAAUUGUGCUUGUCAUUGCGCUGAUGGGAAAAGGCAAAGAGAACAGGUCCACUUUCGAAUGCUGGGGGCCGCUUGACAUUUGGUGGAGGGCUUACGUGCAAAUGCGUGGUGAAUUUCCAGAAGAGCCCGAGCUGCAGAGGUGGUACCAGCAGGAGUCACGCCUCGCGUUUACCAGCGACGAUCUACCGGCCUAUGCACAGGUACUCGACCGCGCUAGGAGCCUGUGCGAGGCCGCCUGUGCGGACCGUAUCUUCCUGCAAGGACGCUACGACGGCGGUUGCCAGAGUGAGGCGGUCGGAGGCGAAGCCAACGUGCAGGAGGCAGAUGAGGCGGACCUCACAGCAAUGGUUUCGCUGUCUGCUGCAACCGCAACCGCAACCGCAGAACCCUUUGCUACCAACGCGCAGCCCAAACCACCGGCGUCGGCUCCGCUGCAAAGCCUGCUCCUGUUCGGUCUGCCAGCAGCAGCAGACGGCGUGGACGCGGCAGCUACAGCCGCAGCCGCAGCGCGCCCUGCCGCAGUUGCGCCUUCGCUGUCGUCACCAGCAGCGGUUGCAUGCCCGCUGGACGUCGAGUUCAACCCGCUCUCCUUAUCAUCACCUACCUCACUCCGGCCCGCCAAGAGGGCCAGGGUGCGUGUGGAGGUACCGGACCCGGCAGGAGACACGGCGGCUGCGGCGGUGCAGCUCCCCCAUGGUGACCCGGCGGACGCGGGCGACUGCGCUACUGCAGCUGCAGACGUGGCCGCUCCCGCUGCUGCGGCUGCUGGUGCAUGGGGGUCCAUACAGCCGACUGCAGCAGCAGCAACAGCAGCAGCGAGGGGGGCAGCAACACCGGGUGGUGGUGCUGUGGCGACGGCGGGUGCAUCCGGUUGGGUGGCGACUGCGUCGGCUAGCGGUGUGUUUGUGAGGAGCCCUUGCUCCUCAGCCGGCGGUGCGGCCGCCUGCACGCCGCAGAGCUGCCCUGCUGCUCCCGGGGAGGUUUCGGAGGUGCCGCCGCGGGACUGGGCGACGACGAUGACGCCCACCACGGCGACGGAUGCCGCCACGCCUGGGGCGGGUACGACAGCACAGGUGGUGAUGAUGGGCGGCUCUAUGGCCUUGUCGUACAGCGGGAGUGCCUGUGGCUGCGGCUGCUUGACUUCAUCAGCUGCGGGUACUGGUGCUGGCGCUGACGCGGCGGCUGGGGAGGUCCCCAACACAAUACUGGCGGGGGCGCCCCCGGGGCAUCCUGCCGCUGUCCCUCCUCCUCCAGAGCCCCUGACAUCCCUGCCGGCGGACUCCCUCUCCAACACCUCCCGGCCCCACACAUCCUUCUCCACUUCCAUGCUGACCACUGCCGUACAGCUCCCCCCGCCGUACGCGCACAACUACCAGCCGCAUCACCCCUCGCCGCCCUGCGGCCCCCCGCCCGUCACCACCGGCCUCCGACCCCGACCCGCCUCCCGCGCCUCAUCCGCCCCCCUGCACGGCUACAGCGUGCUAUCCGGCGCCACCGCCGCGGCCUCGCCCUCUGCAACCGUCACCGGCGCACUGUCAUGCGCUGUGCCCCUGGCCGCCGCCGCCCGCGGCCCUCCUGCAGGCGCCCUUGCAGCUGGCGCACCUGCUCCGUUCUCACCCUUUGUUGCUGCCACAGCGGCUGCUCCUGCUGUCGCUUCCCGAAGAGCCGCCCCUGCUGCCAAGACCUCCCGGCUCGGACUUCGGGAGGCAGCCAACGCUACCUCAGCUGCCAGCAGCAGUGCUGCGGUUGUUCAGCAGCCGCUGCAGCUGCGGCGGAAGCGGCGUACCCCAACCCCGGCGGGGCCGCUGUCGACCCAGCAGGAGCAGGAGGAGCAGCAGCAGCAGCACCGCCACAUGUGCGGUAUCCACUCACCAAGCUCCCCUCAUGAGGAGCCGAACCUGCAGCAGGCCUGGGUGGCGGCUUCGGCACUUGCAUCCACAUUCGCAUCUGCACCCGCUGCCGCGCCCUGGUCUCCCCUGGAUAACAGCAGUACGGAGUCAGCCCUCGGCGUCAGCACAUGGCCAGCACCUUCUCAUCCCGCUUCUGCCGCCAGCGGCUUCCGCACGCACAGCCGCAGGCAGGUGCCGUCAGCAGCGGCAGCCGAUGCUUCCGACUUCUCCCCGCACCAACAACCUCAACUGGGUCAGGGAGGCGGGGAGAAGGCCCAAAGCAUGGGCGGCAACAGCAGCAGCAGCAGCGGAGGAGCAGCAGCCGCGGAGGCCCCCCAUGCGCUCCAGUCGACCAUUGUGCUGCCGACGCCGUCAAACACGCUAUCAACGCAGCAGCAGGAGCCACAGCCACAGCAGCAGCUGGGCAGCAGCCAGCGGCGGCUGUCUCUCACGCACGCAGCUCUGGAGCAGCAACAGCAACAGCAUCCUCCCCAUCGUCAUCAUCCCCGGCUGGCGCUCCCGCCUGGUUGGUACGCCUACCCCUACCCCUAUCCCUACCCCCUCUACUACCCUUACGCCCCGCACCAGCGCCCGCACCUGCCCCUAUCUCUUGGCCGCCAGUCUGCUAAUGUGGCCGCCGACGGCGAUGAUGUGACGGCGCCGACUCAGCAGGGGCCUCAUGGGCUGCCGUACGUGCUGCCGUACCCCGUUCGCCCUCGCCUGCGCCGUACAGUUUCGCCUCCGCCUCCGCACUACCACUACCUCCUGACUCGGACACAACGGCCGAUGCAGCAGCCUGCCCUUGCGAGCGAUUAUGCAAGUGAGUUGCCUCCUCUUCCUCCUCCCAUGGCGGUUGGUAACGGCGAGGGCGACGGCGUUGAUGGUUGCUGCAGCAACAACGAGGCGCAUAAGCUGCAGGAAUCAGUCCUUGGAGGAACGGUUGCGCAGGUCAUGCAGCUGCCACUCAACAACAACCAACUAACGGCCAGUGUACGGCAGCAGCUGCAGCAGCAGCACUUGCAACAGCCGCAGCAACCGACUGAGCAGCAUGGGCUGACGUGGCAGCCGUCUCUCCACCACUUGCAGGUGGCCACGCCGCUAGGACUUGACUCGCCGAUGCCGCCCUCGGCUCCUUCGUUGCUACAGCCCCGCCAGGCCCAGGGCUGUCGUACGUCGUACGGCUGCGAAGAUUCUGUCGUCCACUUGUACGGCAAUGGGUCCUCGGCUGCAGCCGGCCCCAUGCAUGCUGCCACGCAGCAAGCCGCUGGCGGCGUGCAGCAUCAGCCCCUCACAACGCUUGCGGCUUCCACUUUCUCGCUUGGUGCCGAAGCCGGCAGGCCGGUAUUGGCAGCAGGAAUAGGGGAAGCAGCGGCGUGGCCGGCAGGACUGGACUUGGGGGCAGGGGUAGCGGCAGGCUCGUCUUGGCGGGCUUCGCUUGAAGAGGCGAUGCCGCUACGGGCCUCCAGGAGUGUCUUCUACGGCGGCGGCGAGGGCGGCAGCGGCGGUGGCGACGCCAAUGGCAGCGGCAGUGGUAUCAUUGAGAGUCUUUGGGCCUUAUGCGCUGAAAUGGACGGUUCCUCCUCCGCGGCGAAGUGACGGAUGGCGGCGGGACCGCAGCGGGCCGCAGCUGAGGGGAGCUGGAUGAGAGGGCAGGGGUGGUGGCGAUGGAGGUGUGAGGGCCGUUCCUAGGCUAGGCCGGGCUGGCGAAGCGGCUUGCGUGCUGAUAUGCAGGUGUGUUGGGGUAAUGACGGGUGGCAGCCCCGUAAACAACAUGAUUGAAUGAGUAUGUCCUAUUUAGGGUGCACUGGGCGGCUAAGUGGAGGUGCGUGGAGGCAUGCAGGAUAUGGUGUAGCGUAGCGUGACGAGUCAACACAUGAGUUGCUGCAGCCUAGGCUGCUUGUGAUAUGCUUCGAUUGUCCUAACAGUGCAGGCUUGGCUUAAUUCGCAAGCAAUAAGGGGGAUGCAGCCCUGUUGUGGAGGACCUUGCUCGCACAUAUUGAGUUCGUAACGUCUCGCAAUGCAGUGGGGAUGCUAAGUAGCGGUAAUCAUCAUGUUUGCAUUGUUGCCGCCUGCGUAUUACCCGGGCCCACGCCAAGCGGUGGUUUGCUCCGGUUGUGAUUGCGAUUGCUGUGAUCCACUUUAUUCUUUGCUGGUCGGCUUCUGCUUGAUUGUCGCUAGGGGGGUGUAUGCCGUGCUUCUUCGUGUUCUCUCAAGGUGUGCAAUGGCCACUGCCGUUGUUUACGUGACCGGGGCGGGUUUUCGUUGCAGCGGUCAACUGGUGAAAUAAUGAAUGAUCAUGCUAGUUGUCUGGACCAUUCCGGCCCAGUCUGGUCCAUUUCGAAGGCACGCGGUCCCCAGUAUCUGUCAGGACCUUGCUUGGGCUGGUGUGUGCGUGCAGCGCCUGGUACGGUUUGUGACCUGUUCGUGCAAGGUGUCGUACGGAGGAAAUGCCCUGUGAAAAGGGCAAAGGCGUGCCCGUGCAAAUGGUGGCGUGAAUCAGAAAUGGGUGUGACUCCCUUCAGGACUCUUUACCACUUGACCUGCUCCUCUGCCGUGGAGCUCCUUUGCUGUGGAGCAGUUAGCCUGGUGAGAACUGUUAUGGUGCUGUAUUGCCUGUAUACCAUCGGUGUGUUAGGAGGUAGCAACUUAAGUGAUCUCCACAGAACCUGUAACCCAGUUCCACUCCG
Messenger RNA from Astrephomene gubernaculifera, 4845 nucleotides. The record is from the annotation of a GenBank genome assembly. NCBI's taxonomy places the organism in Eukaryota, Viridiplantae, Chlorophyta, Chlorophyceae, Chlamydomonadales, Astrephomenaceae.